UUAAUUCCAGCCUGUUUUUUCUCCCCCCUCAUAAUCCUUUCCGUUCCCUUCUUCUUCAUCUUCUUCCCACUACAUAAAAACCACCCCCUCCCUCUUCCCAAUUUCUCUCUCCUCACACCAAUGCAAACUUAAUAAAAACCAAAAUUGAAAAAAAAGUAGAAAAAAUUACAGUAGUCAUAGUACUACAAUGGAUCCUUGUCAGUUCCUGAGAAUAGUGGUCGGAAAUUUGGCGAUCAAAUUCUCGAGUUCGAGCUCGAUUCAAUCAGAAUCAUCGUCUUGUUAUUGUAGGAUAAACCUAAAGGGUUUCCCCGAGCAAGUCGCCACCGUCCCAAUGAUCCCUCAAGAUGGCACGCAUCCCGAGGUUCAAGUACAGACCGUAUCAGCCUGCUUUAAUCUGACCAAGUCAGAUUUGGAAACCCUCGCCGGAAAAUCGAGAACUACUACGACGGCGACGGCGACUUCGAGGAAGAGCGGCGGUAAUGGUAGUAGCAGGCUAACUCUGAAGGUGAACGUGUACUCUACAAAGUCACCAAACGGGUGCGGGUUAGGGUCGUCCGGGAAGUUUUUAGGGAGUGUUAUUGUACCUUUGGAGUUGAGUCAGCAAGUACUUGAAGGUAAAACGAGUACAAUGAUGCAAAACGGGUGGGUUUUAAUUGGGGAGAAGAAGAAGAAGGGUUUGAAUCCACAACUUUAUUUAAGUGUGAAAGCUCAACCCGACCCGAGAUAUGUUUUCGAGUUUGAUGGUGAACCCGGGUGUAGUCCUCAAGUAUUUCAAGUUCAAGGGAAUAUUAGACAGCCUGUUUUUACUUGCAAGUUCAGUUUCAGACAUGGUGAUCAUAAUUUGAGAUCAAGCUCAGCAAUAUCAGAGCCCAGCACAUCAAGAAGCUGGCUAAGCACACUCAAAGCUGACAAGGAUCAUAACCACCACAACCAAGUAAAUGAGCGUAAAGGGUGGUCCAUUACAGUCCAUGAUCUAUCCGGGUCACCCGUUGCCGCCGCUUCGAUGGUUACCCCGUUCGUCCCCUCGCACGGGUCGGACAAGGUUAGCCGGUCUAACCCGGGCGCGUGGCUCGUCAUGCGCCCGGGGGACCAAACGUGGAAGCCCUGGGGCCGGCUCGAGGCCUGGCGGGAACGCACCGGUCUCGGGUCGGAAGGGCUCGGACACAGGUUCGAGCUCCUCCCCGACGCAAUGGGACCCGCCGGGAUCACAUUGGCCCAAUCCUCAAUCCCGGCCCGGCCCGGGGGAAAGUUCAACAUCGACGUAACGACCGGACCCUCCCCCGCGAGCAGCCCGAACAGCAGUAUCGACUUCGGAUCAUGGGCGGGGUCCGGGUCAGCAUCGUCUUCCGGGUCAGAACCAGGGCCAGUGUCGGGCUGGUGUCCCGGGUUGAUGUACAAGGGGUUUGUGAUGUCCUCAACGGUGGGAGGGGAAGGAAAAGGGAACAAGCCAGUGGUGGAAGUGGGGGAAAAGCACGUGUUAUGCUUGGAGGAUGCAGCCGCAUUUGUUGCAUUAGCUGCGGCUAUGAAUCUGAGUAUGGACGCAUGUAGGCCCUUCUCACAGAAGCUGAGGAAAGAGCUGAGGCAGCAGCAGAGUGGGGAGUUUGUCGUUUGAUUUGAUAAGCUUUGUCGUUUUUGAUACUGAUGAGCUGUUUGCGGUGGAUUGAGUAGCUUUUUUGGUUUUUUUUUGUAGGUAACGGCUUUUUAUCUUUCUUUGGAAUGUACAGUCGAAUCAUUACACAUUUUUUUUAACAUCUUAUUAUGAGUGCAAAAAAUUGCCAAAAAAAAAAAAGAGAAAAAAACAGGAACAUAUUUUGUCAA
Messenger RNA from Spinacia oleracea (spinach), 1818 nucleotides. RefSeq lists its product as uncharacterized. The record is from RefSeq and is a predicted model, not a curated record. The transcript has 2 exons. Bases 188 to 1612 code for a protein of 474 amino acids. Lineage: Eukaryota; Viridiplantae; Streptophyta; Magnoliopsida; Caryophyllales; Amaranthaceae.